Molecule: messenger RNA, 471 nt
Organism: Letharia lupina
Lineage: Eukaryota; Fungi; Ascomycota; Lecanoromycetes; Lecanorales; Parmeliaceae
Exons: 2
Coding region: 1-471 (156 amino acids)
Source: RefSeq, a predicted model, not a curated record
AUGGCGAAAUUUGUCGUCAGGAGACUCGACGAUAACACGCUACCGAUAGCAGCUUCUAGCCACGAGCAAGGACUCGCGUUAGCGGCACGGCACAAGCAGCAGAAUUGGUUCUCUAUGAGCAGAUCCGAGGACGUCGGCACGGGAGGCAAAGCUGGUGCAGAAAAUAUACCGGACAGCAAGAUGGUUGAGAAAGAUGGGACGAAAGGACAAGGCGGGGGAACGAAAGCUCUUCGACUCUGGGUUGAAGCCUGGAGGAAGGAGCGGAUGCUAUCCACUCCCAAGUUGGGCCAGACUCAAGGCAGUGGCGAUUGGCGCAUCGCAUAUCGACCCAGAUUACGUGGCCAGAUGAAAAACCACCCGGGAUACUACAUUAUGCGUCUCGAAUGGCCGAUGAGCGACCAAAAGGCUAUAGAAAAUUUUGUGCAGCAAUUACACUGCACAGGUCUCGAUUAUCAUCGAGCCAGAAUAUGA